This is a messenger RNA of Magnusiomyces paraingens, 690 nucleotides long. RefSeq lists its product as uncharacterized. The coding region runs from base 1 to 690 and encodes 229 amino acids. NCBI's taxonomy places the organism in Eukaryota, Fungi, Ascomycota, Dipodascomycetes, Dipodascales, Dipodascaceae. Gene Ontology annotation, cellular component: transcription factor TFIID complex; SAGA complex. The transcript has a single exon. Gene Ontology annotation, molecular function: protein heterodimerization activity; RNA polymerase II general transcription initiation factor activity; transcription coactivator activity. Gene Ontology annotation, biological process: RNA polymerase II preinitiation complex assembly; DNA-templated transcription initiation. The record is from RefSeq and is a predicted model, not a curated record.
AUGGAAGAAUCAAAGAAGCAAAUAAUUGGGCAUCUUGAAGAACUUGCAAAUAAAUCUAAAGAUAUAAGUAAUGGAAAUGUUUUAGUCGACUCUAAGAUUAAAUCUCAAGAAGUUAAUGGUGUACUUACAGAUAACAGAGAGAAUGGCAUACGCCAAAGAAACGAGCAAAACAUAAACAGUGGAGAUCCCUUGAAAUCAUCGAAAGAAGAUUUGCCAUCUGUUAUUCCACGAGAUGUUAGACUUUUGCAUUUAAUAUUGGCAUCAAUGGGUGUAACAUCAUACGAGGAUAGAGUUCCUCUUCAAUUGAUGGAUUUUGCUUACAGAUUCACACAUGGAAUCUUACAAGAUGCACUUAUUUAUAAUGAUCACGCCCAUUCUUCCAUUACCCCUGCCGGCCUAGGUCCAGCUCAGAAACCCCUUACUACAGAAGAUGUCAGAUUAGCCAUUGCAGCUCGUCUCAAUUAUCAAUUUAAGCCUGCCCCUCCAAAAGAAAUGUUAUUAGAGUUGGCACAAGAAAAAAACAGAAGACCCUUACCAAUAAUUCAUGAGCAAUGGGGUCUUCGAUUGCCACCCGAAAAAUUUUGUUUGACUGCCAAAGAAUGGAGCUUUGAAGAAGAAAAAGAAUCUUUGCAAAAGAAAAAGAGAAUAAAAACCAAUGAUGAUAUUGUUGUUUCAGGGAGAGGGGUCUAG